Messenger RNA from Helianthus annuus (common sunflower), 2298 nucleotides. Its product is annotated as probable methyltransferase PMT11. NCBI's taxonomy places the organism in Eukaryota, Viridiplantae, Streptophyta, Magnoliopsida, Asterales, Asteraceae. Gene Ontology annotation, cellular component: trans-Golgi network; cytoplasm; endosome. The transcript is spliced from 9 exons. Bases 155 to 2107 code for a protein of 650 amino acids. The record is from RefSeq and is a predicted model, not a curated record. Gene Ontology annotation, molecular function: methyltransferase activity.
GUAAUCAUUCUCUUUUCUUCUUCUUCUUCUUCACAAAUACAUUCAAAUUUACACCCUGCACAAAUACAGUUGGGAGUUCUUUAAUGACAUGAAAACACACACAGAGCUUCAUCAAUUUCAAGUACCUCUGUAAUCACAUCAUGCAGUAGUUAACAUGAACAACAAAUCCAAUCUUCUAUCAAAAUCCACUAUACUCAUUCUUCUAGCUUUAUCUUUCUUCUACUUCGGUAAACACUUUUCCAACACUCACACUUUCCAGCAACUCAUCUUCUCCAUUUCCAAAACCCCCAAAACCCUAACCCUCUCAAUCUCCCCAAAUCACUACAAAACCUUCAACAUUCCUUCACUAAUCAACACCACAUCACCUCCACUUCAUUCACCUUCACUCUCUCCGCCGUCGCCGCCGGCGGUGCAGAGGUUCGGAUUACUGGAUGAGAAUGGGGUCAUGAGGAGUGAUUUUGAGGUCGGAGAGUUUGACCAGGAUGCGGUGGAGAGUUGGAAUAAUGAGACUGAAGUUGUUGAUGGUGAGGAUGAAGUUAGGGUUAGGGUUUGGAGGUUUGACAAGUGUCCGGUGAGUAUGAGUGAGUAUAUUCCGUGUAUGGAUGAUGUGGAAGGUGUUAAGAGAUUGGGAUUAAUGGAGAAAGGGGAGAGUUUCGAACGGCAUUGCCCGGAGAAAGAUAAGGGGUUCAAGUGUUUGGUGCCGGCGCCAAAGGGAUACAAGCCUCCGAUUCCAUGGCCGAGAAGUCGAGAUGAGGUGUGGUAUAGCAAUAUUCCUCAUGCACAGUUAGCAGAAUAUAAAGGUGGUCAAAACUGGAUUGUUGUGAACAAGGAUAAAUUCAGGUUUCCUGGAGGUGGCACACAGUUCAUCCAUGGUGCAGACCAGUACAUAGAUCAGAUUUCAGCGAUGGUUCCAGAGAUUGCGUUUGGGCAACGUACCCGUGUUGUGUUAGACGUUGGAUGUGGUGUGGCAAGUUUUGGUACGUAUUUGAGUUCUCGGAAUGUACUCACUUUGUCUAUAGCUCCAAAAGAUGUACACGAGAAUCAGAUUCAGUUUGCACUUGAGCGCGGUGUGCCUGCAAUGGUGGCAGCUUUUGCAACAAGGCGGUUGCUUUAUCCAUCGCAAGCGUUUGAUUUAAUCCAUUGCUCAAGAUGUAGAGUUAAUUGGACCCGUGAUGAUGGGAUUUUGCUACUUGAAGUGAAUAGACUGCUUCGGGCAGGAGGAUAUUUUGUCUGGGCAGCACAACCAGUUUACAAGCAUGAACCACUCUUAGAACAACAAUGGGAAGAGAUGCUGAACCUUACGAAUCGUCUUUGUUGGAAUCUUGUGAAGAAAGAGGGAUACGUUGCAAUAUGGCAGAAACCUAUCGAUAACAGUUGCUAUUUAAGCCGUGGUUCAGAGACCCAACCUCCAUUGUGUGAUAACGAGGAUAACCCGGACAAUGUUUGGUAUGUUGAUUUAAAGCCAUGUAUUACCCCACUGCCUGAUGACAAAUCUGGAGCAAACAUCGCCACUUGGCCCGCAAGAUUGCAUAAUCCUCCCGAAAGACUCCAAUCCAUAACUUUUGACGCGUUUGUAUCUAGAAAAGAUCUCUUUAAAGCAGAAUCAAAAUACUGGCGGGAAAUAAUCGAUAGUUAUGUUCGGUCUUUACACUGGAAAAAAUUCAAACUCAGAAAUGUGAUGGACAUGAGAGCCGGAUUUGGAGGAUUUGCAGCAGCCUUGAUUGAUAAUCAACUAGAUUGCUGGGUUAUGAAUGUCGUUCCUGUUAGCGGGCCAAACACCUUACCCGUUAUAUACGAUCGGGGACUCCUGGGAGUUAUGCAUGAUUGGUGUGAACCAUUUGACACUUACCCAAGAACCUAUGAUCUCUUGCAUGCAGCAGGUGUUUUCUCAACUGAGCAGAAAAGGUGCAACAUUUCAAGCAUUAUGCUUGAGAUGGACAGAAUUUUAAGACCCGGAGGACGCAUGUACAUUCGUGAUUCUAUUACAGUGAUGGAUGAACUUCAAGGAAUUGGGAAGGCGAUUGGUUGGCGUGUAACACUACGCGAUACAGCUGAGGGGCCUCACGCAGGUUACAAAAUCCUGGUAUGUGAUAAAAGCCUCAAGUAAUAAUCUCGUUCAACUGUUCUUGCCAUUUUUUUUAACCUGUGAAACACAAUUUACCAGCACAUUCUCUGCUGUUUUUUAUUCCCUCCUAGUUAUUAUAGUUGUACAGGUACAUGUACAUCUCUUUAGUGGUUACUGUAAGAUUAUGUUAUGUUUAGGAUUUUAAAUUUAAAACAUUCCAAGUCAGUUCAAAA